CAAACAAACCGCGGGGGAAAGUGUUUUCGUGUUUCGUGUUGCAGCGACGAUGUCUUCACUCUCAGCAAGCGCUGAAAAUUUGUCCAGCGAUCAGAACAAUGAUGGUUCGUCGAUGUGUCUGGAGCUGGCGCUCGAGGGCGAACGUCUCUGCAAGUCGGGCGAUUGCCGGGCGGGUGUGGCCUUUUUCCAGGCGGCGAUCCAGGCCGGAACUGAUGAUCUGCGGACGCUCAGCGCAAUCUAUAGCCAGCUCGGCAAUGCGUACUUCUACUUGGGCGACUACGCCAAGGCGAUGCAAUACCACAAGCACGAUCUGACGCUGGCCCGAUCCAUGAACGAUAAGCUGGGCGAAGCAAAGUCUUCCGGCAACCUGGGCAACACGCUCAAGGUGAUGGGCCGCUUCGAUGAGGCGGCCAUCUUUUGCCAGCGACACCUGGCGAUCGCGCAGUCGCUCGGCGACCGACUGUCCGAGGGCCGGGCGCUGUACAACCUUGGCAACGUGUACCACGCCAAGGGCAAGCAGCUCGGCCAAAAAGAUCCGGGUGAUUUCUCCGACGAGGUAAAGGAAUCGCUCCUGAAGGCGGUGGAGUACUAUCAGCAGAACCUCGCCCUGAUGAAGCAGCUGGGCGAUCGGGGCGCCCAGGGGCGGGCGUGCGGUAAUCUCGGCAACACCUACUAUCUACUCGGCAACUUCGAGACGGCCAUCGAGCACCACCAGGAACGGCUGCGAAUAGCGCGCGAGUUCGGUGAUAAGGCCGCGGAGCGGCGUGCGAACAGCAAUCUCGGCAACUCUCACAUCUUUCUCGGCCAGUUCGAACAGGCGGCCAACCACUACAAACGCACACUGUCGCUCGCGAUCGAGCUGGGGGAGCGGGCCGUCGAGGCACAGGCUUGCUACAGUCUGGGCAACACCUACACGCUCCUGCGCGACUUCCCCACCGCCAUCGACUACCAUCAGCGGCACCUGGCGAUCGCGCAGGAAUUGGGCGACCGUAUCGGUGAGGCACGAGCCUGCUGGAGCCUUGGCAAUGCCCACUCGUCGAUUGGCAACCACGAAAAAGCGCUCCACUACGCCAACUCGCACUAUCUGCUGGCGAGGGAACUGGGCGAUGUGGUCGGUGAAGGUACGGCCCGCAUGAACAUUGCCGAUCUGCGCAAGAUCCUCGGCCUACCGGAGCUACCGGCGCUGACCACCGGCGACGGAGUCCCGUCGGUCGAUGGGUGCGACGAGGUUCUUGGGGCGCGUAUCGCGAAUCUCGUUUCCGGCGAGGGCCUGCUCCAGGACCAACCUUCGUCACAGUCACAACAGCACCAGGCAGCAUCGAAGGCCCAAGCCCUGGCCGCCAGCAAACAUCAUCAACACCGUUUGCGGCGCGAAAGCAUGGAGCAACUAGAUCUAAUUAAGCUGACACCGGAUGGUAAAAAGCUGCACGCCCAAAACCAACAGCAACACGGUGCCAGCGUGCAGGAGAAUCGCGAAUCGGGUGCGCAGACACAAGCGGUGCCGGCGGCGACGACCGGAGCGGUGGUGUCACAGGCGAAGGUGCCCAAAAAGCAUGAAAAUAGCUUCAAAAACAACGACGAAGAUUUCUUCGAUUUAUUGACACGAUCGCAGAGCAAGCGUAUGGACGAUCAGCGCUGUACGCUAAAGCUGACGCAUGCAGAAAGCGUUGAUUCCGCGCGGAAACCUCUGUCGCAGCACAACAGCAACCCGCCGGCGGCCGGAAAAGAGAACCGUAACGUGCUGCUUGAGAUGAUUGCACACUUUCAAUCGGAAAGAAUGGAUGAACAGCGAGCCCUGCUACCCGGGUUGAAGCGAAUAACGCUCAACAACGCAACCAAUGCCAGCAACACCAUAAACCGUCCAACGAACAACGAGCCGGGCGCGGUGUCAACCCCACCGGAGGAUACGAUCGGAACACCACCGGACGAUGCAUUCCUCGAUAUGCUGAUGAGGUGUCAAGGUUCGCGAAUCGAAGAGCAACGCUCGGAGUUGCCCACACCCAACAUAACACUUGACGCAGAGGCGAACGAUUCCCGUGGGGUAGCACCGGCCGCGGUCACCUCGAACAGUGGAGCCACCGUUCCGGAUGAAGACUUUUUCUCGCUCAUCAUGCGUUUACAGGGUGGCCGCAUGGAGGAUCAGCGAGCGACCGUGCCGCAGAACAAUCAGCUCAACCGUAGCGCCAGUCAGCCGGCCAACCAUACCAAUCACGGCAACAUUCAUAGCACCAGUGGCAGUUCGUCCACCGGAAGCAAUGUAAGUGCCAGCAGCAACAAUGUCCCGAACGGACAAAACAACAACAGUGGCGGCCAUAGCGGUGGUAAGAGUCUGAAAUGAUUUUACUCCUUCGAUCGCUAGUGACGGAGCGCGGCCAAGAACGUUCCACGCGCAUGGUCACUGGCGGUUGAAGAGCAUUUCUGGGGCAUUGCGGGCCGAACCGAGAGCAUGCGAGAGACAGUUUGGGGAUUUUGGGAUGCGUAGAAAAUAGGUUGGUCAUUAAGAUAGGAUCCAUUUUCGUUGCCGUACACAUUGCACCGCAGCCACACGAUUUCAUAUCAUUAAAUGUCACUGGAUAUCGAUUGUAUUUUUCUCUCUAUUGUAUAGAUUUGCGGGUUUUUUAUCACUUUAUGUGGAUUGUGGACAGAAGGAAUAUGUUUUUAUUAAUUUUAUAACGUCACCAUUUACUAUCGCCUGAAAAUCGUGCAUUUUAGCCACAGUUGGGAUGGUUUUCUUGCUACCGAUCCACACUCCUGCCCGUCCAAAUGUGAUUGAGAUGUAUUCUUCUUAAUCCCUUAAUGUGGCAUAACCAUAUUGUGCUAUUGCUAAGCGUGUCGGUUCUCGCGCGG
Anopheles bellator is the source of this 2847-nucleotide messenger RNA. It is a transcript of the gene pins, whose product is annotated as G-protein-signaling modulator 2. Lineage: Eukaryota; Metazoa; Arthropoda; Insecta; Diptera; Culicidae. Gene Ontology annotation, molecular function: protein binding; GTPase regulator activity. The transcript is spliced from 7 exons. The record is from RefSeq and is a predicted model, not a curated record. Bases 50 to 2338 code for a protein of 762 amino acids.